Eurypyga helias (sunbittern) is the source of this 1274-nucleotide messenger RNA. It is a transcript of the gene HARBI1, whose product is annotated as harbinger transposase derived 1. The record is from RefSeq and is a predicted model, not a curated record. The transcript has a single exon. Lineage: Eukaryota; Metazoa; Chordata; Aves; Eurypygiformes; Eurypygidae. The coding region runs from base 1 to 1245 and encodes 414 amino acids.
AUGGCACUAGGCAACCUCCCUGCCUUGAGCAGCUCACUUGAGCUGGAUGGUCUUCAGAGAAAGCACAGGGUGGGGGACCGAGGAAGCGCUGUCUCACACUUUUCUUGUCUCCCUGCUGUGCUGCAGCUCCUGAUCGCUCGCCGGAGAAGAACCAGCUGCUACUUCUACCCCCGCGCCUGGCCCAGUGUCAGGAGCACAGACUGGUGGGAGCGUGUGGUACUGAAGGAGUUUGGGCCCCAGGACUGGCUGGAGAAGUUUCGGAUGUCCAAGGAGACCUUCUUCUAUGUCUGCAACCAGCUGCGGCCCGGGCUGGCUCCGCACAGCGCCCACUUCCACCCCACCCUGCCCCUGGAGAAAAGGGUGGCUGUGGCCCUGUGGCACUUGGCCACCAACGUGGAGUAUCAGACUCUCAGCCCGCUCUUUGGUGUGGGGCCCUCCACAGUGCAGACGUGUGUCCGGGAAGUUAGCUAUACCAUUGUCUUGCUGCUGAAGCCCCUCUACCUCCGACUGCCCCAUGAAAAGGAGCUGGAGAACAUGGUGCGCAUCUUCCGCACCCGCUGGGGCUUCCCACACUGCAUUGGCGCCCUGGACAGCCUUCACAUCCCCAUCCACCCGCCCCUGCGCCUCAGCGCUGACUACUGCAACGGCCAGGGCUGGCACUCCAUCCUUACGCAGGCCACCGUGGACGGGCUGGGCCAGUUCUGGGAUGUCUCCACCGCCUUCCCCGGCAGCAUGGAGAACAGCGCAGUCCUGGAGAGCUCCAGCCUGUGGGUGCUGGCCAAGGAGGGACGGUUGUGCCCCAACCCUCCCAAGCAUUUCAUGGGGAAGGCGCAGAAGUACGUGUUGCUGGGCGAUGCCACCUAUCCCUUGCAAGACUGGAUCCUCAAGCCCUACCAGGAAGACGAGAACCUCACCCAGCGGCAGCUGCAGUUCAACUACCGCCUGAAGCGGGCACACAGCGUCAUCGAGAACGCCUUCCUGCGCCUGAAGGCACGCUGGCAGAUCCUCCUGAAGUGCGAUGACUGCAGCCUAGAGCUGCUGCCCACCCUCGUCCUUGCCUGCUGCAUCCUGCACAACAUCUGCGAAGCUCAUGACAACCCCUUCAACAAGGAGUGGCUGGAGGGCACUGAGCCAGCUGAGCUGCCCAAGCCCUGCCAGCCUGCGCCUGCUGCCAUGGAGGACGGCCGGGCCGAGCAAGUGCGUGAGCUGAUGUGCCAGUACUUUGAGAGCUGUGGGGAGGGCUGACGUGGCCAGGGGGAGAAGAAGCCCUGCGC